Molecule: messenger RNA, 627 nt
Organism: Carlito syrichta (Philippine tarsier)
Lineage: Eukaryota; Metazoa; Chordata; Mammalia; Primates; Tarsiidae
Product: histone H2A.V-like
Exons: 1
Coding region: 47-463 (138 amino acids)
Cellular component (GO): nucleosome
Molecular function (GO): structural constituent of chromatin; DNA binding; protein heterodimerization activity
Source: RefSeq, a predicted model, not a curated record
AGCGGGUGGUGCACGGCCUCGCAGACGCAGAGUCGUCGCUGAGAUCAUGGCUGGAGGCAAAGCUGGAAAGGUCAGUGGAAAGGCCAAGGCUAAGGCAGUGUCACGCUCACAGAGAGCUGGGCUACAGUGUCCUGUGGGCCGCAUCCACAGACACUUGAAGACUUGUACCACAAGCCAUGGAAGGGUGCUGAAGCUGGCAGGUGAUGCUUCCAAGGAUCCCAAAGUAAAGCGUAUCACCCCACAUCACUUGCAGCUUGCAAUCUGUGGUGAUGAAGAGUUGGAUUCUCUCAUCAAGGCUGGGGGUGGUGUGAUUCCUCACAUCCACAAAUCUCUGAUUGGAAAGAAGGGACUGCAGAAAACGGCUUGGGGGGGUAAUUUAACCAGCCCUCUUCCUCCCUGUCAUUGUACUGUAAUUGAGACAGAAGAAACAAUGGGGAUAUGUGGAAUUUUUAACAACAGUUAAAUGGAAAAGCAUAGACAAUUACUGUAGACCUGAUAAAAGAAACAUUUGUAUGUUCUUAGACUCAAAGUUUGAUAAAAGUACCUUUUCAUGUGGUACCAGUUGUGUGUUGAUUGGCUAGGUUUCUCAAACCAUGUGUUUUAUACAAAAAUGGAAUUGAUAAAUCU